Molecule: messenger RNA, 518 nt
Organism: Bactrocera latifrons
Lineage: Eukaryota; Metazoa; Arthropoda; Insecta; Diptera; Tephritidae
Product: salivary glue protein Sgs-5
Exons: 3
Coding region: 1-477 (158 amino acids)
Source: RefSeq, a predicted model, not a curated record
AUGUUUACUAUACGAAAURCUUUUGUGUUUUUUCCUUUACUAACUGGGUUGGCGAUAGCGGCGAAUUCGCAACAGUUGCAAGAAUUAGCCACCACCCAAGGACUCGUAUGCUCGGAGCGAUGUAAUUUGGCUUUUCGAUGUGAUCCUUACUAUAGCAGCCCGCCGGUGUGGACAAUAAUAGACAGCGUUUGCAAACUUUUCAAGACAGAUUGUCUAUUUGCCAGCACAAAUUGCCACCGACAGAAUAGCUGCUUACCAAAAUUGACAACAACUUCACAACAAAUCUGUCAGACRAAGUGCAUGGAUGCGUGUGAGCAAGCGCCUAUAAAACCGGUGUGUGGUGUUUUUCCCUAUGUGACGGUACAUGGGGAUCGAAACGACGGUAUGAUCACCUUCAAAAAUCAGUGCGAAUUGGACAAAUGGUCAUGCUGGAAUUCGAAAGCAUACAUCUCAGUAAGCAWAGGUACCUGCUUUUGAAAAACCAAUAUUUGGUUGUGGAAUGGUUAUAUAGAUGUAUU